Molecule: messenger RNA, 3035 nt
Organism: Girardinichthys multiradiatus
Lineage: Eukaryota; Metazoa; Chordata; Actinopteri; Cyprinodontiformes; Goodeidae
Product: E3 ubiquitin-protein ligase MARCHF9-like
Exons: 4
Coding region: 1081-2094 (337 amino acids)
Biological process (GO): protein ubiquitination
Molecular function (GO): ubiquitin-protein transferase activity; zinc ion binding
Source: RefSeq, a predicted model, not a curated record
CAGAGGACGGAGCCAGGGCUGCCUCAGCGAAACAGUGUGGGCUUCAUGGAUGAGGAAGUUCAUGUUUGGAGAAGAAGAAAAUCCAACGUCAGCAUCUUAUGGGAUAAGGAUCGAGAAACCGAGUCAGAUCUGCACUUUAUUGCAGCGGGCCUGGGAAGAUGUGCUGCGGGGCUGUUUUAACCAAGCCACCAUGGACAGCUGCUGCGUAAUUUCGGCACAGUUUGUGUUUGGAGGAAUCCUGCUGUCGCUUCUUCUCAACACUCUUCUCUGUUUACGGCGCAGGGAUGGUUGGAGGAAGAGUUGACGCUAAACUGAUGUGCAACGCUCCACCGCCGCUUGGAAAAAACGAAAACGAUUUAAACAAACAAACAAAACAAAAAACAACAACAACAACAACAAAAAACUUUACGAUCGGGAGCUGCUUCAGGAGGACCAGGUGUGGAAAAAAUCCCGCAGGGACAGCAGGGAAGUUAUGGAUGCCACCACGCAGAAACAAAGGACGCCCACACGCUGCCCACCUCUGUUGUGUAAUGAAAAACUAACAUAAAUGGCUUCAAUCAGUGGGAUUUCAUAAGCGAUCAACCUCCCUUUGAGACACGAAUUGAAUUUCUUAUUCAGACGGAGCCUAUUUUGAUGAUUACAUCUUGGACAGCUCUUGAUUUUCACUAUCAUUUAAAACAUCUAUUGAGCCGCAGCUGGACCUUUCUAUUUUGACUUUAAGUGGCUCAGGGCUCCUGGAUUUGAGCUCUGUAAUUGAAUCCCAAUAGAAAACGCUUCUGUCCAUAAAGAAAAACAGUAAACCCUCCUCAUUGGUCGGAUUGCAGUCCACAUGCUAUAACAACAGGAUAUGAAAAGAGCCAUGGGCUGAUCUAACAGCCAAUCAUGUGGCGAGCAUGCUUUUUCAAUCUGGAUUUGUAGGUUUUUAAAUAUAGCGAGAUUGAGAUUAAUUCCAUAGUAGUAGUAGUAGUAGUAAUAACAAUACUAAUAAAAACAAUAAUAAUAAUUAUAAUAUUUAAUAAAAAUAAUAAUGCUUUGAAGAACCAAAAAAAGGCUGUGCCUGUGCUGUAAAGCUGCUGAGAGAUGUUCAAGUAUCGUCUUCGAAUGGUUUUCAAUGAACCCAAAGUGUUGCUGCUAAUGCACUCAGAAUCAAGCAGGAGGACUGACCCAGGCACAGACCCACAGCAGAUCAGGAUGAGAGGGUUUACCUUCAGAGGCUGUGGCUGGCCACAGAUAAGCUGCUCCCACCAGGAUGACGAGGAGGAAUACUAUGGGUCAACGCCCCGGCCACGCAGCCUGACCUUUGAGGAUAAAGGAGGAGCCAAAUCCCAGGGAGGAGGAGGUCUGGAUGCGUCCUCCCUACCAAGUCUCUCUGAGAGCGGGGUGCAAGCACAGCAAUGCCGGAUCUGCUUCCAGGGUCCAGAAAAGGGGGAGCUGUUGAGCCCAUGUCGCUGUGAUGGUUCCGUGCGCUGCACUCACCAGUCCUGCCUCAUCCGCUGGAUCAGUGAGAGGGGAUCCUGGAGCUGUGAGCUCUGCUACUUCAAGUACCAGGUCUUGGCCAUUAGCACCAAAAACCCACUGCAGUGGCAGGCCAUCUCUCUGACUGUUAUUGAGAAGGUGCAGAUUGCUGCCAUUGUCCUGGGUUCUCUGUUCCUUUUCGCCAGCAUAUUCUGGUUGGUGUGGUCGUCACUCAGCCCCUCGGCCAAAUGGCAGCGGCAGGACCUUCUGUUUCAGAUAUGCUACAGCAUGUACGGUUUCAUGGACAUAGUAUGUGUAGGCCUUAUAAUCCACGAAGGAUCAUCUGUUUACCGGAUCUUUAAGCGCUGGCGGGCAGUGAACCAGCAGUGGAAAGUGCUGAAUUAUGAGAAGGUCAAGGAUUUGGCUGAAUCCAUCAGUUCCAGCAGCAAAUCCGUCGAUCAAGUCGAAAGGAACUUUUCAAACAGCGUCGCAGCUGACGGGAGGAGAGCGAGUCGGCACGUCAGGGCUAUCCUCACCCACCACUGUGGCUACACCUUACUCCACAUCCUCAGCCAGCUGAGGGCCUCAAACCUGCAAGGUGCCAACCAAGAGGUGGUCAUGAGAGUGACCACGGUGUGAAGCCAAAUCAUACAAAGAAGAGUGCAAAGGUCCUUUAAGAGGAAAUAAAAGUGCUGAUAAAAAGGAAUCUUAAUGUGCCAUAAAAACUACCUGAGACUGAAGUGACAAAAUAUGUUCUCAGGUUCUUCCUGAGCCAUGAGGAAUCUUUUUUUGAACUGUGUGGACGGCAGACCAUUACAGCGGUAUCUAGAACUUCAAAGACAAAGACUGCUGAGUAAAAAGACAUUUAUCCACUUCCUUCCUUGUGUACUUACUUUUUUUCCUUUCUGAAUUUUUUUUCAUCUGUCCUUCCUUCCUUUGAUGUGUCCUUCAUUUCUCUUCUUUCCUCUUGUCCUCCUGUUCGUUCUUCCUUCCUUCCAGUUUAAUUUGUUCCAGGUGUCAUAUUGUAAGCCUGCCCACUGCUGAAGUAUCUGCCAGAAACCUAUAGUGAACUUAAUUUUAAAUCAAAUUUUACAAUAAAGGUAAAGGAUAGACAACUUUAGAAAAUUGAGUCUAGAAAAGUCUGGAAUUCUUCCCAAAAAAUGUGCAGCAACCUUUUAUUUAUAACCCUUGCUACAGUUUUUUGCCGUGAUAAAUGUUUCAGAAUGUAGCUGAGCAUUUUCCACGGUAUUUUAUAAAAAAAAAACAUGUUACGGAUAAUAAUGUUCCCAACCCCGCCCUCGUGUACCAUAACGAAGACAGAAACACAAACCCGCAAAUGCAAGCACUCACAAAAGUUGUGAUGGAUAAGGUUUACGCUCGCCUCCAGAAAAAGAUUUACGUGGCACAUUUGUUAAAACUGUUUUAAAUGAUGUCUGCAUUAAAGUGUGUGUUUAUUGAAGGACAAAUAUUUCUGUUGGUGUUCUGGGGAUUGAAAUUAGCAUUUAGAUGCAGACAACUUUGUCUUUACCCCUGGUAAAGAAGUGUAAAUGGUCAUAAAAUAAAUCAAUUUUUUCAAUCAG